This is a messenger RNA of Limanda limanda (common dab), 1594 nucleotides long. It is a transcript of the gene bhmt, whose product is annotated as betaine-homocysteine methyltransferase. Gene Ontology annotation, molecular function: betaine-homocysteine S-methyltransferase activity; zinc ion binding. The record is from RefSeq and is a predicted model, not a curated record. NCBI's taxonomy places the organism in Eukaryota, Metazoa, Chordata, Actinopteri, Pleuronectiformes, Pleuronectidae. The coding region runs from base 34 to 1236 and encodes 400 amino acids. The transcript has 8 exons.
AGGAACUGUGGGCCGGUCACUUCUGCAAUAAUCAUGGCACCAGCUGGAGCAAAGAGGGGUAUUCUGGAGCGUCUGGAUGCGGGAGAGGUCGUCAUCGGGGACGGAGGCUUCGUCUUCGCCCUGGAGAAGAGGGGCUACGUGAAGGCAGGUCCGUGGACACCUGAGGCUGCAGCCGAGAACCCCGAGGCCGUGCGCCAGCUGCACAGGGAGUUCCUGAGGGCAGGCUCCACUGUCAUGCAGACAUUCACCUUCUAUGCAAGCGAUGACAAACUGGUGAACAGAGGCCACACUCAGCGCUUCACUGGGCAGCAAAUAAACGAAGCAGCAUGUGACCUGGCCAGAGAGGUAGCCAAUGAGGGGGAUGCUCUGGUGGCUGGAGGCAUCUCUCAGACUCCCGCUUACCUCAGCUGCAAGAACGAGGCCGAAGUCAAGGCCAUCUUCAAGAAGCAGACCGACGUGUUUGUCCAGAAAAAUGUGGACUUCUUGAUCGCAGAGUACUUUGAGCAUGUGGAAGAGGCUGAGUGGGCAGUCCAGGUGUUGAGGACCACCGGCAAGCCAGUGGCUGCAACUCUCUGUAUUGGACCUGAUGGAGACCUGAAUGGAGUCAGCCCUGGAGACUGUGCCGUCAAACUUGUCAAAGCUGGAGCUCACAUUGUGGGCAUCAACUGCCACUUUGACCCGGAGACCUGCGUGAAGACUGUGAAGAUGAUGAAGGCCGGAGUGGAGAAGGCCGGCCUUAAGGCUCACUACAUGAGCCAGCCGCUGGCCUUCCACACUCCUGACUGCAAGCGCCAGGGCUUCAUUGAUCUGCCCGAGUUCCCCUUCAGUCUGGAGCCGAGGAUCCUGACCAGAUGGGACAUGCAGAAAUACGCCCGGGAAGCGUACUCUGCCGGCAUCCGCUACAUCGGAGGCUGCUGCGGAUUUGAACCCUAUCACGUCCGUGCCUUGGCGGAGGAGCUGGCACCUGAGAGGGGUUUCCUGCCCGCUGCGUCCGAGAAGCACGGCCUCUGGGGAAGUGGCCUGGAAAUGCACACAAAGCCGUGGGUUAGAGCAAGGGCUCGUCAGGACUACUGGGUGGAGCAGACCCCUGCGUCCGGCCGUCCCUACUGCCCGUCCAUGUCCACACCUGACGGCUGGGGCGUCACCAAGGGCCACGCUGAGCUGAUGCAGCAGAAGGAGGCCACCUCCAAGGAGCAGCUGAAGGUUCUCUUUGACAAGGCCAACAAAUGCCACUGAGUUGUGUCUUCACCCCCCCCCCCCAUAACCCUCCAUCCCCACCACCCCCAGGCUAAAUUUGAGAGGACGAGGCCGAGGGGUGGAGUGUGAGGAGCCACACUCACACAUUCCCUUCAAGUUUGCAUACCAAAAUAAAUCCUGACAUCGUUGCUCUCUUAAGGGUUUAUUCUUUUUUUUUACUAACAUUUAGAAUUAGCUGUCCAGCCUUAACCAACGAUGAGUGUUUUCAGUAUCUGUGUGAAAUUACAAAGCUCAAAAGAGCAGCUGUGAUGACCUAACACUCCAAACCAGUGCUUCUUGUCUUUUAAAGAAAAAAGAACUGAACUGUAUGUAGCAAUAAACUUCCAAUUGAACAAAA